This is a messenger RNA of Syngnathoides biaculeatus (alligator pipefish), 3460 nucleotides long. RefSeq names its product Rho guanine nucleotide exchange factor 15b (gene arhgef15b). Gene Ontology annotation, biological process: activation of GTPase activity. The record is from RefSeq and is a predicted model, not a curated record. Bases 380 to 3184 code for a protein of 934 amino acids. The transcript has 16 exons. Gene Ontology annotation, molecular function: guanyl-nucleotide exchange factor activity; protein binding. Lineage: Eukaryota; Metazoa; Chordata; Actinopteri; Syngnathiformes; Syngnathidae.
GGUGUCGUCCUGCCUUCAAGUCCGCUCCACUGACUCACUCAGCCGGCAACAAAGGAGAGAAAGCCAACCCCUGGGGGGGCCAUGGGGGACGCUAAGAUUCCUCUCACUUAUUUCCCCUUUUUGUAUUUUUAUUAUUCAUUUCCGGCAGUAGUUCGCUAGAUCUCACACCCCCCCCCUCACCCCCCAUAAUAAAUACAUUAUUCAUAUAGUGUACCAGUUUGAUGACCAACAAAACAAUGUUAAGAGUGCCGACACAACAACCGACCGACUGACGAGUAAUGCUUACUCUCGUCCGAACAACCCUGGUGUGGAUGAAAUGUUCAGGUGGAUAGUUUCUCUCUGAGCCUCGGCUCUGACUGGAACCAGAAUACCAAUCAACAUGUCUGCCCAGGAAGCAAGCCAGCCUUCCGCAGCCCAGGCGGCGGAGGUCAAACGCAGACCGGAGCUGCCGCCGAAACCGACGGAGCGAACGUCCUCCCUCCCUUUGGGGGAUCACGCCAGGGCCGUGAGCCCCUCCAGCGUCAACGUCAAAAGGAUGGUGAACAAAUUCACCGAAAACCGGGUCGCGCCGGCCAACGCCGCGCGAAAGCAAGUGAGAAGGCAGCCCGCGUUGAAACCCGAGGCCGGUCCUGGCGGUGGCCAGCUCCAGCCGCCUCCGCUGCCCAAGAAGAGGACUCGCCCCCCACACGUCAAGAGCACGGAAUCAGAGGACGGCGACGGCGUCUGUGCCGAAGGAGGUCGCUCAGACCCCGAUGGCAAAGAAAUGGAGAGCCAGUCCGUCGGCGGAGAAGCGGAGGAAGAGGAUCUUCCGGAGUGGGCUCCCGGGUCCUGCUGCGACCCCGGGUGCUGUUGCGUGUGCCACCUCCGGCGACCCGGCAUGAAGCUGGUGUGGGUGCCGCUCCAAGCGGAGGACGGCAGCGAGGGCGGAGAAGGCGCCGAGGUCUUUGAGGAAGAAGGUUCCGACUUGGCUUGGUCGGAGGAUGGCGAGACGUACGACAGGCGCGCGGAGGUAGAGGACCAAGUGGAUGACGGGGGCGGCAAGGUUGACAACGAAGAGGUCACGCGUUACUCGAACGAGGAGGCCAAGAUGGAAAAGGCAAGGGUUCACAACUCGUUGGAGAUUAUAUUUGGAGAGAGUCCCAGAAGACUCGCGGAUCCUGGACCUCAUUUUUUUGUCUCUCACCCUCAGGUCGCCCCUCUUCCCCCCAAACAGAAUACAUUUGUGCCGGUUAUCAACAAAUCCACCCAGGAAAUCGAAGACAUUUAUGAGUCCAUAAUCCCCACGGUUGAUCCCAAUCACAGUAAGAAAGCUGCUCAGGACUUGGACAUUCCUCAGGUCAAGGUGCCCACGCCGGCUCGCCGGUCUAAGCCUCCAGAGAUUCAGAGGGAGGCAUGUUCAGGGUCAGCAGUCGACGAGGUGCCGCCCGCCAUCCCGCCCCGCGUGCCCAUGACUCAGGACAGUCGGAGCCUCGCGCCCCAGGCCACCACGGAGGCAGUCCCUCGGACCCCGGCCAGCCCUCUUUUGCCCAGCAGACCCCCACCGCUGCUGCCAAAGGCGGAUUACAGCAGGGACAACAAUCCCACCUUCGCACAGAAAAAGGAAGGAGAGAACGACGAAGCAGGCAAAGAGGAUUCAACGGAAGAGCCGUCUCUGACCAAGACAGAAAUUUCCAAGAGCUGGAAGUCCCGGCUGCAAAAUGAGCCUUUGUACCAGACCUACCGGGCCACUGUUAUCACAAAAGAGAUCCGCCGGCAGACGGUUUGCCGGAACAUCAGCACAGCAACCGCGGACUACGUCGUAGACUUGCCGUCCCGGAAUGAGUGCACCUUGUGGCAGAACCUUCCAGCGGUGCGGGACAGUGGCGUCCUGGAGCGGCUCACGCCUGAACAGUGCAAAUAUCAGGAGAGUAUGUUUGAGGUUCUGACAUCAGAGACCUCCUACCUCCGUUCGCUACAUGUUCUUACAGAACACUUCCUGGACAAUCGGGAGCUGGAAGGGACGCUGGUCAUCAGGGACAAGAAACCCCUCUUUUCCAACAUUCUGAGGGUCCGCGAGGUCAGCGAGAGGUUCCUGAAGGACCUCGAGGACCGAGUGUUUGAAAACAUUGUGUUCUCCGAUAUCUGCGACAUCAUCCACUAUCACUCCAAGCACAACUUCCCUGCCUACAUCGACUACGUCCGCAACCAGAUCUACCAGGAGAAGACCUACACCUCGCUCAUGAAGAACAACACGCAGUUUGCCGCCGUCAUCAACCGCCUUCAAGAGUCACCUCAGUGCCAUCGGUUGCCGUUCAUGUCCUUCCUGCUGCUGCCUUUCCAGCGGAUAACGCGCAUCAAAAUGCUCAUUGAGAACAUCCUGAAGAGAACACAAGAGAGGACCAAGGAGGAGCAGAUGGCCUCAAAGGCUUUAGCCUCCGUGUCGAAGAUCAUUGAUGAGUGUAACACAGAGGUGGGGAAAAUGAGACAGAUGGAGGAGUUGAUCCUCAUCUCCACAGCACUCGAGUUUGACAAGCUCAAGGCCAUCCCCAUCAUCUGCCAGACUCGUUUCCUGGAAAAGAAGGGAGAGCUCCAGGAAAUGUCCAAAGGAGGAACUGUUUUCCAAAUGAGAGUCAAAUUCAAUCCCAUCUACGUUUUUCUUUUUAACGACCUGCUCAUCAUCACCUCAAGCACGGUCAAGAAGGGCACGGAGCGCUUUGUGGUGCUGGACUACGCCCACCGCUCCCUGGUGCAGGUUCAGCCCCUGGAGGAGGAAAGGAACAGCGGGCCAUACGAGAACUGCUUCACCCUCAUCCUGCUGGAGAACCACAACGGACGCAUGAUUGAGCGCCUCAUCAAAGCCCCGUCCCAGCCGGACAUGCACAGGUGGAUGGCAGCCUUUCCCAGCAAAGAGGAAGAUGACGUGGUCUACGACGCCUGGGACUGUCCGCAGGUCCAAUGCGUGGAGCAGUACGUGGCCCAACAGGCCGACGAGCUACACCUGGAGCCCACUGAAAUCGUCAACGUCAUACGGAAAACAAACGAGGGAUGGUACGAGGGCAUCCGGCUGUCGGACGGCCAGAAGGGCUGGUUCCCCGUCAGCAACAUCAUCGAGAUCACCAACGAGCACGUGAGGCGGCGCAACCUGAAGGAACGCUAUCGGGUCGCCCAGGCCGCCAGCCAGGUCACCACCGUCAAGAAAAUUUAAACAGGACGCUCAAAUUGACAUUUUCCCGGUCGUGUAUCAUCACGUACAGAACUAGUGACAAAAAGGACGAUUAUUUAUACUACUUGACUCUUUUAAAAGUGAAAUAGAAUGGACACACAAUCCAAUACAAUGCUGUAAAGUGAAUAUUUUUAAUGUAUGCGCUCAGUCUUUAUAAAAGUGCCAAACCACAACGAGCAGCACACCACAGAACGGUUGUUUGGGUACUGGAGUGUGUUUUCUGUUAGUUCCCCAAGAGACAGGAAGACGUACUUGUGA